Molecule: messenger RNA, 2613 nt
Organism: Brenthis ino (lesser marbled fritillary)
Lineage: Eukaryota; Metazoa; Arthropoda; Insecta; Lepidoptera; Nymphalidae
Source: the annotation of a GenBank genome assembly
AUGGAAUUAGAAGAAAGUGCAUCAGAUUCUAAGCUCCAUAAAGAAAGCUUAGUAAAGAAAGAGUUGCGGCCAUCAAGUGCAGUUUCUUUUUCCAAAUCUGAACAUGGACCAGCUGAAGCUUCUACAUCAUUAGAACAGCUAAAACAAUAUAAAAGCUGGGUGAGUAACGAAAGAUGGAAUGAGUUGAAGAAAAUAGCGGAAACUGCGAUGAAAGAACGAAAAGUAUUUAUGAUAAAAGGGGGUGGCUUCCCCGCUGUGCGACGGGCGCUUCUUGAAAGAGGCUGGGUCGAGAAGUAUGAGUCACAUAAGGUUCGUCAUCCACCUUCAAAUGUAGAUCCUAAAAAAGCCUCAGGAAAAGAACUAACUAAGGUGGAACGAAUGAUCCUUUAUAAAUUUAUGGAGCACCACUCUGUUGACUUUUUAUGGACAACGAAGCGAGACAAAUACGAUUGGUUGCUAAGUAAUAAAGAAGUUAUAAUUAGCAGGUUUUGCAGAUCAACUUUUACUACUAAAGAAGGUUUAACAUCGUCUCUAACCCAGAUGCAUUGGUACACGGAACCAGGUGUAGCGUUCACUAAAUUUCCACGUUGUUAUAAUAUCCACAGCACUGAUAGCUUAGAGGAAUUUAUUGAUGAUUUUAGAAUAACAGCUUGCAUAAGCAUUCUGAAAUGGCUAUCUAUUUCUUUACAAGAUAACAAUGAACAAAGCUUGAUCUCAAAUAAUGGAAAAAUACCGUUUAGUUCUAUUGAUUUCGCGAUAAGUCGUUUAAACGAAUAUAUUUCUUUCUUUACCCAUAAAGAUAUUGAUGAUACUGAGGAUCAAACGCAGCAUAUUUGGGAACACGAAUGGGAUUUAUUUCUAACUCAUCAUUAUUUACUAGUACACGAAAACUCUAAGUUUUUAGAAGAUAAAAAUACAAGUCUAAGACAAUUGGAACGAAAAGCUGCAAAAAUCUUAGCUACAAUGACAAAAUUUUGGCCACAGAUAGACAUCGAUGGAGUUUUUAACAUAUGGAUCGUUAAACCAGGAAACAAGUGUCGCGGGAAAGGCAUCCAAUUAAUGAACAACAUCAAAGAUAUCGUGGGCCUAAUAAAUAUUCCAGCGCAAAAAACUAGAUAUGUAGUGCAGAAGUAUAUUGAGAAUCCUUUAAUAAUUUAUGAUACAAAAUUCGAUAUUCGACAGUGGUUUUUAAUUACAAAUUGCCAACCUCUAACGAUCUGGUUAUAUAAGGACAGUUAUUUGCGGUUUAGUUCGCAAAUAUUUAGCUUGUCGAACUAUCAUGAAUCUGUGCAUCUUACAAAUAAUGCCGUUCAAACGAAGUAUAAAAACAAUGGGGAUCGAGAUAAAGCAUUGCCAGAUGAGAACAUGUGGGAUUGUCAUACGUUUAAGGCUUACCUAAGACAGAUAGGAAAAUAUGAUUUAUGGGAUACAAAAAUUUAUCCGGGAAUGAAACAGUGUUUGAUUGGAGCUAUGUUGGCUUGUCAAGAAACGAUGGAUAAAAGGCAAAAUAGUUUUGAAUUAUAUGGUGCUGAUUUUAUGUUGACUGAAGAUUUUACGCCUUGGCUCAUAGAAAUUAACUCUAGUCCAGACUUGGCACCGACGACAUCAGUUACUGCUAGAUUAUGUCCACAAUGCCUUGAAGACGUCAUAAAAGUUGUACUCGACAGGCGUCAUAAUUCCGAUGCUGAUACUGGAACCUUCGAAUUAGCUUAUCGACAAGUUAUACCAAAGGCCCCAGCUUACCUAGGAUUAUCACUAUGCAUUAACGGAAAACGUCUUGUUAAGAAGACAAGGGAUCGUAAACACGAAUCAAAAAACAUCACUCCAUUAGCGCCGCGUGUAUCUUCUGGCGAUGCUCUUCCAGAUGCUGAGCAACCUCCAGAAUAUAACGGCCCUAUAAUAACGGAUUUCCUGACAUGGUUAAACCCUUACGAUUCUUUGCCAAUAAACAAAGACGGUUUAUUGUUAGGCCCUAAAGAGUCCCUUACGGUACGUCAAGCUGUUGCAGCUGUAAAAUCGAGUCAAACCCUUAAGAACUGUAAAAAGCGUAAAACAUCCGCGCUCUCUUCUAGGACUCAUCGAAGAAAAAACGCAGAACCUAAACGUCGAAUUAUCCCACAUUCCUGUUGUCGACCAGAAGACUACCAAGCCGUCAAUCACGCCGGUAAAUAUCGAACAGAAUCUGCCAGCAAAUCUCAAAAACCCAAAAUUGAUCGUUCUGUUGGUAACAAGCGAUGCUACAUAGACCCUAUUGAAUGGGAACGAGAAACGGCUAGUAUUUUACGCUCUACAAUAUCUGUUCAAAAUAAAAUGUCAGCUCGAACAGAAACUGUAGUACCAAUUAUUCGGCAAACUAAAUCAGAAAUCAUUACCGCACAUCAUAAAUCUAUAUUAGAACCUUUAAGUUCGCGUAGCUGUGUUGAUAAUGAAAAUACUAUUAAGAAGUUAAGUGCAAUCGGUAGAAGUAUUUGUAAGUUGCGAGAUGAAAGUGCAACUAAGAAAACAAUUUCAUUUUCGAAAAGUUGUACUUCUAUAUACACACCAUAUCGAGUUACUGUUACUCCACUUAAAGAUGACCAUAAAAACUUGUACCUUAAUACUAAAACUACCAUG